Hymenoscyphus albidus is the source of this 650-nucleotide messenger RNA. Lineage: Eukaryota; Fungi; Ascomycota; Leotiomycetes; Helotiales; Helotiaceae. The record is from the annotation of a GenBank genome assembly.
AUGUCCGAAAAGAUGUCCGAGAAAUUUGAUAUUUCUGGGUCUGAUCUCCUGGACAUGGAUUGUACAAAGUUCAUUGAUCGAGUAGUUGUGCAAGGCGUAGUGGAGGCAAUCAAGGUGGAUGGCGAAUGGCUUGAAGAGAUCAACAGAUUGGUCGAGGUUAGAAGGUCCUGGCUUCCCGUCCAUUAUGAUGGGAACCUUGAGGCCCAAAGGGUGGAUCCCCAAGGGGACCAGACUCGCGUACUUUUGUCUUUAAUCGAUAAUACUCGUGAGAAAUUGAGUGAAUCAUACGAUGAUAGCAUGAAAUUCACUGAGCACUGGGACGAUUGCAUGAAAGCGGUCAUCAAAAUGGAAUUCGAAAACAAUUUUUCUGACAAGAUUAAUCAAGUCAGUAAUCCCCAAUACCGUGAAUAAUUCUAAUGAAUAUGCAGAUUAUUGACGGCGUGGAUAAACGCAUGGGCACUUCCGGCACUUCCUCGUCAAGAAAUGUUACCGAACCCCCCCCUGGCUCGGUGGGAGCACUUUUAGAGGAUAACGAGACGUCUAUUCAAGAGACUCCCCAAUACGAGAAGGGAUCAAAAGAGAGUGAUUCAAAAUUGGAUGAGGAGUACUUGCUCUACGAUACCGACGACUCCGGGGCCAGAGGAAGAUGA